AAUAAUAGCUCAAGUGCUGGAUCCAGUACGAGAGGACAGGAUUGGCCUAGUCAUCACUUGCUUUUCUUUCCCAUCAUUAUAUAAUAUAAAUACAGACCAGGUUUCUCUUGUUAUUCGUUACCUACAGGACAAGGUCUCUCUUGUUAGCAAUUAGUUUCUUGCUUCUCUCAUGGCUUCUUCUUUAUUUCUUUAUUUCUUUCUUGGGUUUCUUGUUUUAGCAGGUGAGGUGAUUGCAUUAUCAUCAAGAAAUGAGAGUGACCAUAUGGUGAUGGAUAAAGAAGAGCUUUUAGGAGUUUUUGAGGUUUUUGAUGCUCUUUUAGAUGAUCCUAUUUGGGCUCAACUUCACCCACAACCAUGCACUGACACACCAUGGCCUGGUAUUCAAUGUGAAAUAGCUUUUGAUGAAAAUAAAGACAACCCUCCUGUCUUUCAUGUCACAAAAAUUCAUAUUGGUCCUGAUAUUGUUAACCCUCCAUGUAAAUCUUCUGCUUAUCUAUCAAACUCCUUACAAAAACUACCUUACUUAAAAGUUCUUUCUAUUUUCAACUGUUUUUUAAACUCGCCAGCUAUUCUUUCUCCUACUCUUUUUGAUUCUUUAUCUUCUUUAGAGCAUUUAUCUCUUGGUUCUAACCCAUCUCUCUCUGGGGAUAUACCUUCAAGUUUAGGGCAAAUUACAAGCUUAAGAGUUCUAAGUCUGUCCCAGAAUAAUCUGCUUGGAAAUAUCCCUAAUGAGAUUAGUGGGUUAGUAAAUUUAGAGCAACUGGACCUCAGUUACAAUAAUUUAAGUGGUGAAAUCCCUAAAAGGAUUGAUGGGUUAAAAAGCUUAACCAUUUUGGAUUUAAGCUUUAAUAACCUUGAAGGGCAGGUUCCUCAUUCUUUAGGGCAACUUCAGCUUCUGCAGAAAAUUGAUUUGGGAUCUAACAAUAUUGUUGGAAGAAUACCUCCAGAAUUGGGAAAGCUAAAGAGGUUAGUCUUGCUCGAUUUAAGUCAUAAUUUCAUGAAUGGACCAAUCCCUGAAACUUUCUCAGGUUUGCAGCAGUUACAAUACUUGAUAGCAGACCACAACCCUAUAAAUUCAGGGAUACCCUUGUUUGUGGGGUCACUUAAAAGACUAACAUCGAUGAGUUUGGCAGGUUGUGGUUUAAGAGGCACCAUACCAAAUUCUUUGUCCUCAUUGAAAAAUCUCACUGCCCUUUCUUUAGACAACAACACCCUUAUUGGGACAAUCCCUUCAAGUUUAGGGUUUCUUCCAAAUCUAGACCAAGUAAAUGUGAGCAACAAUAAGCUAAGUGGAGAAUUACUACUUCCUGAAGAGUUUAUUAUUAGACUUGGCAAAAGAUUAGAUGUUAGAGGAAAUAUUGGAUUGUGUACAAGCAAUGGAACUUACAGUAAGAAAAAAAUUUCUCUAUAUUUAAAGACUCCAGUUUGCUCGGGUAAAAUAGACAAUGACGGUCCUGAAGAAAACCCAGAUGAGUCCAAAGGGAUGGAACCUUCUCGGUUCCAUGGAAACAUAAGUUCAAAUGCUGUUCCACCAUGCUUGGAUCAUCAAAAGCUUCUUGUUUUAUGUAUUUUUGUUCUUUCUUUUUGGCUUUUCUUUUUGUAACACUGUAUAUUUUGUAUGACAACUGGCUUUUUCUAUGAAUGCUUGUAAUGGAAAUUUAUGAGUUUUUUCAUGGCUA
Jatropha curcas is the source of this 1679-nucleotide messenger RNA. RefSeq lists its product as uncharacterized. NCBI's taxonomy places the organism in Eukaryota, Viridiplantae, Streptophyta, Magnoliopsida, Malpighiales, Euphorbiaceae. The record is from RefSeq and is a predicted model, not a curated record. Gene Ontology annotation, molecular function: protein binding.